CAAGAGUGAAAAAAAAAAACCCCCCAAAAAAGGUCGAGAGGACCACACCACACCAAUAGAAGCCAAAAAUACUUACAGUGCCUAAACCUUACGAGAGACUGACUGCCCUCUCUCUUGACUUUGCCUCGACUCGACUCGACUCAGCCAAACCUGACUGAGCCCUCCACUCCUACAAGUACAAUCCCAAUACUCGCUUCGGACCCCCCCCUCUGCUGGCUGGAGUCUCUACGUACGUACCUCACUCAACCAAACCCAACCCAAACCCAAACAAAACCACCAAAAGCUCUUCCUCUUACAAGGUCAUGCGACCGUAGACCACUCUUCGUCGCCCUCAAGAUUUGAAUUACGCCCCGGACGGAAGGCGAUAAGCCCAAGGCGACGACCAAAGAUGUCGGUUGUCACAAAGAACCCUUUUGCCUACCUCGGCAACGACAGUGACGGCGAGGAGAAGCCCGUCGUUCCUGUCAAGACCGUUGACAAGAACACUGCUCGUACUACUAAGCGUAAUGUCGAGCCCCAGGCUCCCGUAAGGGCCGGUGGUGCUGGCGGUAACCGCCGUGGUCCCGGUGGUAACGAGGGUGCUUUCCGGGAUCGUGGUGCUGGCAGCAACCGAAACCAGAACCGAUCCACUGAGGAGGCUCCUCGUGAUGGUCCCCGAGGCGGUGCCGGUGCUCGUGUCCGUGGUGGACGUGGCGCUAGACACGCCCGUGAGCGCGAUGACCGACACCCUUCCAAGUUCGGCGGCCACGGUGGCUCUGACAAGCAGGCUGCCCAAUCCUGGGGUGCUAACGAGGGUACUGCUGAGCUUAAGGACGAGCAGGCCGGUGAAGCUAUCGCUAAGGAUGAGCAAAAGGAUGCCGUUGCUGAGGACGCUGCCGCUGAGGCUGCCGCCGCCGAGGAGGAGGCCGAGAAGCAGGUCUCUUACGAGGAAUAUCUCGCCCAGCAGGCUGAGAAGAAGGCCGCUCUCGACUCCGGUCUCAAGGUCCGUGAGGCCAACGAGGGCAGCAAGCUCGACAAGAAGUGGGCCAACGCCAAGCCCCUCGAGAACGAGGAGGAGGAGUACUUCGCCCCUACCGGAGGCAAGGCCCAGCGCCAGCGCGAGCGCAAGGUCAAGCAGACCAUUGACUUCGACCCUCGCUUCGUCGAGCCUGAGCGCACCCGAGGUGGUGCUCGCGGAGGCCGAGGCGGCCGUGGAGGUCGUGGCGGAGAGCGUGGUGGUGAUCGUGGCCGUGGAGGUAACCGCGGCGGUCGCGGCGGUGCUCCUCAGGGAUCUGCUAAGGGCAAUGCUGCUAUCAACACCAGCGACCAGUCUGCUUUCCCCAGCCUCGGCGGCAACUAGAUUGCCCAAGCCAAAGCCUGCGCGCCUCGCGCAAGAGAGCGCCCCCCAAAAAAUCCCCUGCUUGCACCCUCUCACAGCAUAAGGCAAGGCAAACACGGGUCAACGUUCAUGCAUGUCCCACGCCCUCCCCCCUUUUUUCCUUUUCCCCCAUCAACUCGUCACGAUUAUAAGAAGGGGGUGGAAAGGAUGCCAUAUUCGUUGUUCUUCGACAGGUUGAAAUGAAAAAAAUAAGUUGACCAUUGGUUUUUUGUGUCUGGCUGGAUGGUCUGCGUCCAACGGGCAAAGUGCUGCGUGAUAUAGGGAAGAUUUGAGCUCAGAUCUCACUAGCUCUGCUGCACCCAGAAAUAUUUCUGUCCUCUAGGUCUUCUCGAAGGUUUCCGUACAAAAUUCAUUUGAAAUUCUCUUAUAUCUUUGCUGUCUGAUGUGUGAUUCACCAUAAGAUGAAUGAACUGGGUUACAAACAACGAGUAACCUCAACGCCCUUACUGUAAAGUAUUAUAAUUACAUAUUAGCGCCU
This is a messenger RNA of Fusarium verticillioides 7600, 1856 nucleotides long. RefSeq lists its product as hypothetical. Gene Ontology annotation, cellular component: nucleus; cytoplasm. The transcript has 6 exons. Lineage: Eukaryota; Fungi; Ascomycota; Sordariomycetes; Hypocreales; Nectriaceae. Gene Ontology annotation, molecular function: RNA binding. The coding region runs from base 389 to 1339 and encodes 316 amino acids. The record is from RefSeq and is a predicted model, not a curated record.